This is a messenger RNA of Drosophila biarmipes, 2373 nucleotides long. It is a transcript of the gene SelR, whose product is annotated as methionine-R-sulfoxide reductase B1. The record is from RefSeq and is a predicted model, not a curated record. The transcript is spliced from 4 exons. Bases 284 to 853 code for a protein of 189 amino acids. Gene Ontology annotation, molecular function: peptide-methionine (R)-S-oxide reductase activity. Lineage: Eukaryota; Metazoa; Arthropoda; Insecta; Diptera; Drosophilidae. Gene Ontology annotation, biological process: protein repair; response to oxidative stress. Gene Ontology annotation, cellular component: cytoplasm.
UUUUAGCUUGAUUCGCGGUGGCUUUCUCUGCCAGGCGCUUUCUCCGCGCACUGCAAAGCACCAGCACAAAACAAAAGGCACGAAAAUAGAACGGAAAAUUGGGAAAAGCAAGAAAAACGGAGAAAUAAAAGACGGAAGUGGCGAGCGCGCAUUGCAUAAAUAUUAGUUGGCGUGGGGGGGGUGGCGCAGCCGACAAAACAUUGACUUUCCACCGCUUUUCCGCGCAUUUUCCUCUCGCCGAUUGAAUAACCCCGUGCAGUUGUCAACCGAAACUGGCCGCAAAAUGUUGCCACUUUCUCGCCACGCACUGCGGCGCACUCGAAUUUUCGCAAUUAGCCGCUUUUUUGCAGAUUCACGUCAAGACAGCGACAACCCGGCCAAGAAGUACUCCGGACUAACGAGGAUGGACAACAAGAGCGAGAAGGUUACGGUCAACAAGGAGGAGCUGCGCAAGCGCCUGACCCCGAUGCAGUAUCAGGUUACCCAGGAGGCGGGCACCGAGCGUCCCUUCACAGGUUGCUACAACAAGCACUACGAGAAGGGCGUGUACCAGUGCAUCGUGUGCCACCAGGAUCUGUUCAGCUCGGACACCAAGUACGACUCGGGAUGCGGCUGGCCGGCCUUCAACGACGUCCUCGACAAGGGCAAGGUCACCCUGCACCGCGACGCCAGCAUACCAGGCAUGGUGCGCACCGAGGUGCGCUGCUCCCGCUGCUCCGCCCACAUGGGCCACGUCUUCGACGAUGGACCGCCGCCCAAGCACCGCCGCUUCUGCAUCAACUCCGCGUCCAUCGAUUUUGUGAAGAGUGCGGCGCCCUCGAAGGCCGAUCCCCCGACGGCCUCCAAGAAAUAAUGAACGAUCUGCGAGGAAUAUUACAUCCGGAGGAGUCCCCCCACAUAUAUAUAAAGACCUGGAGAAUCUCUAUAGCCCUCUGAAAGAGCUUCAUGCCUCACAAAAAGAUAUUUAGCUAUUUUAUAUAGGAGUUUAUUAUGCAAAAAUGUUUAACAAAAACACAAAGCUUGUACACGAGAACGAUGUUUGGAAAUGUAUUACCGGAACGAGGAGUGAGAGAUCAGUGUUGUAGAUCCAGGAUCCCAUUUUUCUAUCCUUACUUUCACCUUCUCAGCCACUCUAUUUCGGUUUCAAUCUUUUGGAUGGUGGAAAAUCUAGGAAUUUUAUACAAUUUUAGAGGGGAAUCUUUAUUUCCUUGCCCUGGUUUCGCUUUUUUUUAUUUUACUAUCAUACUUCUAACUCUACUUCCCCGAAAAAAACUCUUUCCUUUUCCUUUCCUUCGUAAUCUUAGGAACUUAUUGUAACUUAACAUAUUUGGUAGGAGUUUACUUGUUAAAAAGAAAUUAUGUUUGCGCAAGACUAGAAAUAAAGUAUUAAGGAUCAGUCUAGGGUUUCCUUACUUUAUAAUAUGGUUUAUCUGUUUUUCGGUUUUGAACCAUUUUCACCGCUCUUUUGGUUUAAGAUCAUAUGAGCUUUUCACACUCCCAUUUCGAUUUCCAUCAUUUUCCAAGGUCGGGUUGGCCUUAUUUUUGGGCCAGGGCCAUUAUGUGUAUGUCUGUUUGUGUGUAGUGCUUUAUUUUUAAAUAUUUCCGCAUAUGUAUUUUAUUUGCCGGUGUUGUGAUUUGGUUAUUAUGAUUUCGUUUUUACUUUUAAGUUUUUGCUUCUUACUCAUGGCCAAUGAUUUUUUGGAAUAACAUAACCCCGAAUACCGUAACACUAACAUUAUAUCCAUAGACUUUUUAGAGUGUCUCAAGCAAACCGAAUAAUGUGUAUUUUCGUAUAUUUUCUAUUUCUCUUUUUUUAACUCGCUUCCAAAACCAAAAACCAAAAAAAAAACUAAAUGUACAACGCCUGUAAACGUUAUUUGGGGGUUUGUUUUGCUAACCGCAACAAAAACACGACACUUACCAACUCAUUGCUGAAAUUGUAACACUCGAAAACACAAAACACCGAAUGCUUAAUUAACCAAAAAAUAUGUACGCCAAAUCACUCGGAAAAACAUUUAUAUUCUCCCAUAUUUUCAUUAAUUUUCACCCAUUUUAUGUGACUGUUCAUUUCUGCAUAUUUAUCCACUGCCGCCGUCCACUGUUAUUUAUCGCUCUCUCUGCUGCACCUCCUCCUUCGCCCUGCUCUUCGCCUCUCUCUGAUUUGCACUACCAUCAAUUUGCCGUUAUUUCUUCGAUCUGUCUUUGUUCUCUCUCUCUCUCUGCUUUUCAUUUAUCACCCAUUUCGCAAUCAAUUUUCUAUUUCCGUUGAUCUUUGUUUACAACGAAAACUUUGAAUUAACCUUGCAAAACGAUCCGAAAAAAUGCAACAAAUAUUGUAAAACAAAUGCGCUGCAAACGAUGAAAAAAAAACAA